AUGGAGUCGCAGCCGCAGGGCAAUGGCGUGCAGGCCACGGACGCGCGCUACCACGAGCCCGCGUCGGCGGCGCUGGCCAUAGCGGUGGUCCCGCCGGCCACGGCGGCCGCGCACGGGCCCAUCGUGCCGAAGCCGGAGCAGGCGCCGGGGGAGUUCUUGGGCGGGCUCGCCGUCGCGCUCCCGCCGCGGAACCGCGACCGGCACACCAAGGUGGAGGGCCGCGGGCGGCGCAUCCGCAUGGCCGCGCCCUGCGCGGCCAGGGUCGCGCAGCUCACGCGCGAGCUAGGGCACAAGACCGACGGUGACACCAUCCGCUGGCUUCUGCAACAGUCGGAGCCGGCCAUCAUCGCCGCCACGGGCACGGGGACGGUGCCUGCGAUCGCCACCACCGUCGACGGCGUGCUCCGCAUCCCCACCGAGUCGCCCUCCGCGGGGCCAGACGGCGCGGGGCCGGCAUCCAAGCGGCGCAAGCUCCAGCCGACGCGCGCGGCGGGCGGCGCGGGCCCGCUCGUCGCGGCACCCCCCGCCGCGGCCUACUACCCCGUCGCCGCCGACCCCCUCCUGCAAGGCAACGGCGGCGGCGGCGCGAUUUCCGUGUCCAGCGGCCUCGCCCCCGUCUCGGCCGCCGCGGCGCCCGCAGGAGGCGCCAUCCCGUUCUUCGCCAUACAGGUGCCAGCGUCCGUCGACGGCAAGCAUGGGGCCAUGUGGAUGUUUCAGCAGCCGCCCGCCGCCGGAGCCGCGCCCAACCAACCGAUGCAGUACUGGCCGUUGCCGCCCAACCCCGCAGAAUACAACAAUUUCCCCGGCGCACAGGCCGUCAACGUCGCCAACUACCAGCAGCAGCCGUGCUACAGCCCGAUGCAGUUCGUCCCCGCCGGCGGGGAGCCACAGGACCAGCAGCAAACUGGUGACCAGAGCGCGGGCGCCGACGACGAGACCCAGGGCCUGGAGGACGACUUCGACGGCGAGGCCCUGACGGACUCCAGCUCCGAAGAGUAGCGCGGCACACGGCAAGCGCCACGCUCCAUAGUUCAUAGAACAAACUCGAAUCCAGGACUAGGUUAGAACUUUUUUUGCCUGAUUUGAUUUUCUUGUUUCUUUCUUGUGCAAUGUCUCGUAGACGAUGCUGGUGAUUUUGGGUUUGGUUGGAAACUGAUGUAGAAUAGUUUCUGGUGUCGACGAUUGAGUAGACUAGAGAAAAGGUUGACAUGCCCAAAAGUUAUUACGAGUUUAUCUGCUUUA
This is a messenger RNA of Hordeum vulgare subsp. vulgare (domesticated barley), 1242 nucleotides long. Its product is annotated as transcription factor PCF2-like. Gene Ontology annotation, cellular component: nucleus. The record is from RefSeq and is a predicted model, not a curated record. The transcript has a single exon. Gene Ontology annotation, molecular function: sequence-specific DNA binding; DNA-binding transcription factor activity. Lineage: Eukaryota; Viridiplantae; Streptophyta; Magnoliopsida; Poales; Poaceae. The coding region runs from base 1 to 999 and encodes 332 amino acids.